Messenger RNA from Leguminivora glycinivorella, 5387 nucleotides. RefSeq names its product breast cancer type 2 susceptibility protein homolog (gene Brca2). The transcript is spliced from 3 exons. The record is from RefSeq and is a predicted model, not a curated record. NCBI's taxonomy places the organism in Eukaryota, Metazoa, Arthropoda, Insecta, Lepidoptera, Tortricidae. Bases 135 to 5387 code for a protein of 1750 amino acids. Gene Ontology annotation, biological process: regulation of DNA-templated transcription; double-strand break repair via homologous recombination.
UAAAUAGAGUAUGUUUAGUUACUGUGUAACAAAAGUAGUUUCUUGAAGAGGAUGCAUGGAAAAAUAUAUAUCUUAGCCACUGUAUAGAGGACCAUACUUUGUGUACAAAAAAAUUACUUUUAACUGCACCAAAAAUGGAUGAAUUCUCGCAAAAUAUCGAAGACAUUGAAUAUUUACUCAAGAACCGUUCAAAUAAAAAACCCCUAGCACUGUAUGCUGGCAGUGAACAUAAAAAUAAACACGGUAGUAAUGCCGAAAGUAGUAAAUUAAGUGCCAAAGAAGUGUUAGCAAAUGUGUCAAGGCAAGUAAAAGCAAUGCAGAACGCUGACUCAAUGGGCUCCAAGCGUGUCAGUAAUACAAUUAAUAAGUUCAAGAAGAGAGAGUUCGUUCCUGUUAACAUGAUACCCGUUUCUAAUGAGGUACCCCUAAAACUAAAGCUCCCUACAAAGUUUGAAACUCAAUGUGUCUCUGACACACAAUUGAUUAAUGUUAUAGAAAAUGCUGAAAUCAUUGACACACAUAGAGGUGUCACUCAGGAAUUUGACAAAACAUUUUGUCAGAAAAGUGACAAUGACAGUGAUGAUAAAUCUGAUGAUGGCAGUUUAAAAUCUAAAACAAUAGAAAGCACAGAUAAAUGUGAAAGAGAUGUUACUGUUAGUAAAGAUAAAAUUGAUAAUAAUAAUGAACUUUGUGAGAUAGAUACUCAAGACAGUCAAAUGUUUAAGGAUUCUGAUCUUACUUGUGCUAUGGAUACUAUUACAUGUUGUGAAGAUGAUGUGCCAAUUGAUGUAAAUGAUGAUGUUAAUUUAAAUAACAGUCAAGAAACCCAAGGCUUUAAUGAAUGUGUUGAAAUAUUUGAUACUGAAAUUGAAACAGAAAGGUCUUCAAGUCCUGUAUUGAACACUUUUAAACGAAAUGCUACACCACCAUUAGUUGUUGACUUGUACACUUUUGAAAAAUUUGAAGACUUAGCAGUUCCCAUUAUAGAAGAGCAUGGAGACCUUAAAUUAGCUAAAAAUAUGAUAAAUUCCCAAAUUUUAGGAAGAGAAAUAUGUAUUCCUAAUCAUUUUAAUGAAAAAAUUGGCAGAGAUAGUCCAGUUUUAAGUAAAAUUGAAUGUAUAACUACAAAUAUUAAUAAAGAAGAAGUUGAAAAGAUAUGUUCAUGUAGUAAUAAAUGUGUAGAUGAUGAAGAUGUUAAUUUGGGUACUAGUAACAAGAAGACAGAGUCAGAAAAUAAAACAGAACUGAAGGAUGAGAUCCUAUUUAGUAGUGAUGAGGAAUAUGAAUAUCUACACAAGAAUGUCCAAGAAUUGCCAUUGACAUGUGCUUUAGAAACAUCAUUUUAUGAUAGAUCUGAUGUAUUAGAUAAAACUAUGUAUGUAGGAUUUCAAACUGCUAGUAAUAAAUCUAUUCAAAUUAAUACAGAUUCAUUCACCAAAGCUAAAAGCAUAUUAAGUGAUAUUGGUAAUGAAGAAACAGGAAAGUCUUUGAGUGAAUUAGUAGAAAUAUUUGACACUGGUAAGAUUGUAAGCACAGAUGAAGAAACUACUAAUCAUACUCCUAACACAGUUGUAGAAGAUGAAAACAAAGAAAAAGCAACCCCAUUUACAAUCACUACUGAUCUUAAGAAAAGCAGAGAUGACACCUCAGUUUUAUUUUUAACAUCAUUAGAAGAAGAGGAAGUUAAAGAUGAUAUUGUCAUGAGUCAAAUUAUACCAUGCAAGAGUUUAUCUAGAUGCAGUCAAAUAAAUAACAGUGUUAUUCCUGACAGAAAAACGAGUGCUUCAGUAAACUCAACCGCAUUAGAACUAAACAAAGAUAUUGAUGAUGAUACCAUCAUGAGUCAAGUCAUACAAUUUAAAAGUAUACCAAGAACACCUAAUGUGCAUAAUAUAAGUACUACAAAUGUUAGUCAUGAAACUUUACAUCUAAAUGCAGGUAUCACAAAACGAAAAUUUGAAGGAUUUAAAACAGCUAGUAAUAAAAAGAUCAAACUAUCAGAUAAAGCAUUAGCUCGAUGUAAUAAAGUAUUUCAAGAUAUUGAUUUAGGAGACCCAGACCCAUAUGUAAGUUGUGAUUCUAAUAUUGUUGAGACAGAAGAAAAAGAAGAUAAUUUUCUUGAUGAUCUCAAGUCUCAAGAUUUUAAUGUUUCUUAUGAUGACGACAUAAAAACGAUCUCUGAAAAAGAUCAUGUUGUUUCUGCUACAAAAAUGAAUCCGGAGGUACAUGAUAGUGAUUCAAAAUCAGAGUUAAGAAUUAAAGAAGACCAGUCUGAAGUGAAUGAUGUGGAUUUGCAAAUAAACGAUAACAUUUUAUUACAAGAGUUUGAAGACAAUGAAAUGCCCUUAGAAAAUAAUAACAACUCCUUUUUAGGGCUUAAAACUGCUAGUAAUAGAAACAUAGGUGUUUUUGCUGACUCUGUGGCCCCUACAGCAAAUGAUUGUAACAAUGCUAUAAAAAAUGCUAGAAAUAUAAGUGAAGAUAAAAAUGAGCAUAUAUUCAAAAAACCUGCAGAUAUCAGUAAAUCGGCUACGUCGCAAACAAAAUCACCUGUAGAAAUUUUAAAGAUAAUCAAUAAUAACGACCAAGAAAGAAGUAACAGUGAAAAGCAUUUAUCUAACGAAUUCAUCGGAUUUAAAACAGCUUCCCAUAAAGAAAUUAUUGUAUCAAAACAAGCUAUGGAAAAAACUAAAGCUAUCUUUAAAGACAUUGAUGAAGAAGUAGUAAAUCAUACAGAAAACGAUACUUUAAAUACCGAGAAGAAGCAAAUCAAUAACUUAACAGACGAUUUCAACUGCGGCAUAGAUACGCAAGAUUUUCUCGCAGAAGAAUUGACACAUAUUGAAGAAUUAUUCAAAGAUAAUAUUAUAGAGAAACAAAAGUCUACUAGUCCCAUAUUUCAAGGUUUUCAGACAGCAAAUAAGAAACCCAUUGUCAUUUCUGAAAAAGCUUUAGAAAAGAGCAAAAAACUAUUAGAAGAUAUCACUAAUAAAGAACUCGAUGUUAAAUGUAAUACCAUUGGAAACAAUUCUGAUACUACAAGUACUAAUUAUGCUAACAAAAACCAAAUACCAGUUUUUACAGGCUUUCACACCGCUAGCAACAAAAAAGUUGUGGUUUCAAAAAAAGGUAUAGAAGCAAGCAAAACUUUCUUUCAAGACAUAGUGUUGUCUCAACAAGAAAACGAAGGACACAGUGAAGGAGUAACUGAAGUUCCCAGAAAUAAAAUUGAAAACUUAACUUCUAAAGUACCAGUUUCUGAUAUUGAAGUAAUUGCAAUAACAGAAAUAACUUCACAGAACCGAACAAAUACUGGUGGUUCAACAAGCACAGAUGCAGAACCUCCUUUUGUCGGAUUUCGAACAGCUAGUGCUAAACCUAUAAACAUAUCAGCUAAUGCUCUGAAGACAACGAAAAAGUUACUCAAUGAAUUUCAUCUUGAUGGUGACAUAAUGUUCAAAGAAAUCUGCGACCAAAGAGAUGAACCUAGUGGAUUUAUUGGUUUUCAAACAGCAAGCAAUAAGAAAAUUACAAUAUCAGACAAAGCUUUGGCUAAAAGUAAACAAAUGCUAAACGAAUUUCAAUUGAAAGACGAUAUUAAGAAUGACAAUAGUGAUCAUAUCAAGAAUAUACAAGACAACUCGUCGGAAAAUACUAGCAAAAAUCACGGAGUAAAUGACAGAGCUGAGGAUUCGAAUACAAACAUAUCUAGUAAAUUUAUUGGUUUCCAAACAGCCAGUAAUAAAAAAGUAAACAUUUCAAAAGAAGCUUUAGCUAAAAGCAAACAAAUGUUUCAGAACAUUGGUGACAAGGAAUGUGAUGUUGAAAAAUAUUCUCGAUCCGACGAAAAUACUAGUCGUACUGGACUAGGAUUUAAAACGGCUAGCAACAAGACAGUUAAUAUUUCAGAAAAAGAUUUGGAAAUAAGCAAACGAAUUUUUGAUGAUACAAAUGAUCUUACUAAAACAGAUAAAGGUACUCCGGUGUUCAAAGGCUUCCAAACUGCGAGUAAUAAGAUGGUAAAAAUAUCAGAAAAAGCGCUGGCUAAAAGUAAAAAAAUGUUUGAAGAUUUGAAUUUGAGUCAACUAAAUAAAGAUCCAACAUCAGUUUUAGACAAGCCUGUAAACAAUGUCGACAGCUCCCAGAUAAGUAACAACAGAACAGAAGUUUCAGAACAAUCAGUAGCAAUAACCAAAAGAAUUAUCAAAAAUGUAAAUCACGAAGAAAAAAAUCUUGCAAAAAAUGCUAUUACAGGUUUUAAAGGAUUUCAAACCGCAAGCAAUAAGAAAGUACAAAUUUCAGAAGAAGCACUAUCAAAAAGCAAAAGGUUAUUUGAAGACAUAAAUUUGAGUCAGGUGGGUAAAGAUGCAAACAUUACAGAAAAUGUACCUAAAAACAAUUUUGUAGGCUUUCAAACACAUAACAACAAAAUGGUUGAAGUAUCAGAAAAAGCAUUACCCACUACUAAAAUUAUAUUCAAAUCACAAGUUGAAAAAUCUAAUGAUGAUAUCAAAGAAGACACUCCAAUUUUUAAAGGGUUUCAAACAGCAAGCAAUAAAAAAGUAGAAGUAUCUGAAAAAGCGUUAGCAAAAAGCAAACGGUUGUUCGAAGAUAUGAAUUUAAGUCAGCUGGAUAAAGAUACAAAAACAACAGAUAUACAUGAAAACAAAUUUGUAGGUUUUCAGACCGCUAAUAAUAGAGUCAAAGCUUCAGAACAAGCAAUAGCAAAAACUAAAGACAUGUUCAAAGACGUACUUGAAACAGAGGAAGAAAAUGUUACGAAAGAUACUGCUCCAGUUUUUAAAGGAUUCCAAACAGCAAAUCAUAAAAAAGUGGAAAUAUCAGAAGCGGCGCUAGCUAGAAGUAAGAGACUUUUUGAAGAUUUAAAUUUAAGCCAGCUAGAUAAAGAUUCAAGAUCAACACGUGAAAACAAUUUUGGAGGCUUCCAAACUGCUAAUGAUAAAAAAGUUACUGUAUCAGCUCAAGCAUUAGCAAAAACCAAAGAAGUAUUUGAAGAUAUAAAAGAAAAGGAGAAUUAUGAUAAAGGUGCAAAUGAAACAGUAAAACGUGAAGUUACUUCAUUUAAAGGGUUUCAAACAGCAAGUAAUAAAAAAGUGGUUAUAUCAGAAAAUGCACUGUCAAAAUGUAAACAGCUUUUUGACGACUUCAAUUUGAGUCAACUUAAUAACAAUUCUAGACCCAUAAUAGAUUCAUCUGAGUCACUAACAGCAAAAGUAAAUGAAGAAAAUGAAGUUAAGAAUAAACAAAUAAAUAACUUUGGAAAUUCACCAAGAAGUAGUACGAGUAAUAAGAAAGUUAAAAUAUCUGAUGAAGCUUCGCACACCAACAUCAAAAAGAUCUGGAAGCCCAAUUCUUUCUUGUCCUAG